This is a messenger RNA of Stegodyphus dumicola, 1904 nucleotides long. RefSeq names its product DNA-binding protein RFX6-like. The record is from RefSeq and is a predicted model, not a curated record. Gene Ontology annotation, molecular function: DNA-binding transcription factor activity, RNA polymerase II-specific; RNA polymerase II cis-regulatory region sequence-specific DNA binding. Gene Ontology annotation, biological process: regulation of transcription by RNA polymerase II. Lineage: Eukaryota; Metazoa; Arthropoda; Arachnida; Araneae; Eresidae.
UCCAAGAAGUUCUCACUAUCAUCGAAAGUUGGAAUGCUCUUACCUAAAUUUCCUGAAAUUGAUGAUCUCAUAAUUCCUGACAAUUUGGAUAAAGAAAAGAUGAAAGUUUUCCUUGUAAUGUACAAAACUCAUUGCCAAUGUCUCGUGGAUGUAGCAAUCAGUGGAAAUUUCGAAGAAAUGAGAAUUUUCCUUCUCCACUUUUGGCAAGGAUUUCCGGAACAUCUUCUGGAAGUGGUUUGUCAUAAGAUUACAGCAGAUCUCGUUGUUGCUUGUGAUUCGAUUCUGUACAGGACGCUGUUGGAUAUACUUAUUCCAAACACCAUAGCAGAAAUGCCUGAAAGUUUACUGCAAGGCAUUCAGAACCUCGGCUUGCACUGGAAAAAAUGGCAGGAAAAUUCUUUAGAAAAUAUGCCUGAAGAGCUGCUGGAUAAGAAACUGAUCCACGCUAGAACUUUUGGAAGUUCUUUGAAACGGCACGCUGCGUUUUUGCAUCUUGCUCAGGUAAUACGACCUGUCUUAAGCAGUGGCAUCUUCAUGUCCUUGAGUCAAGAGCUUGAGGAAAUGGCAUCAGAAGGAAAGGCUCAUGACUGGAAUCCUGUUCAAGACAGCAACUUAAUUUUCACACCUAAUUCAAAUUUAAAAAUCAUGAAGCGUCUGCAGUGCUUACUUAAUGCAUGUUCGUCUGUUGAAGAUAUCAUCAACUGGCUGGAUGAAAUUAUUAAAGAAGUAAUCCAAGAUAGUUCAGAAAGAAAUGUUUUACUCCAAUCAAGGUAUUUCGUACUCCAACUGGUAUACACAUUUAGCAAGAUCUCCUGCGUCUUAACAGAAAACUGUUCGAACAACUUUAUUGCAUUUCAUUUACUUUCUUCUCUAUUACAAGAGUAUCUCCUUCUUGCAGUAGAAAAUAAUUUAGGGCAAGACGAAAACCAACUUAUCAACUCCAGAAUGAAAAUACACCUGAAAUCUUCAAAAAUUAUUAUUUCAGAUUGCUUCGAAUCGCCAUCAUCCUGUUUCUUAGUUACCAGUAAGAAGCAGCAUCAUACCAAUCAUAAUGACAAAAUGAAAAAGAAAAACUGGAAACAACUCUGUCGAAGGAAAGGAAACUCAACUUGCUCCAUUGCUCUCACAGAAUCACAACAUUGUAGUGAUCUAAUGACAACACACCAGUCCAUAAACUCAGUCGACAGUUUUCAUUCUAGUGAUCAGCUACCAUCUUGUAAUUAUGUUCUUCGAAGCCAAAAUUGCUUGAUAAAUUAUAAUCAUUUUCCGAUGGACAACAGCAGAGAUUCUCAGCAAAGAAUCCCUGAAAACAGAGCUUCAAGUGACCCUGAAUGUCUGAGCCCUGCUGAAACAGCAACUGAAAAAAACAGAGGAAACUGUUUCGUAAACUCAGAUGAAAUUUCAACUUAUUCUGAAUUACUGCAGGAAAAAGAAUUUAAUUCGGCUUUCAUUUCUUGCACUCAAAAUACUUUUCACUCAUGGAAUUAUGAUAGAGGCUGUGCGGUUAAAUAUUGUGGCCAUCAUCCUAUCACAGCAAUAACAUCACCAUUACUUCCAGUAUAUGAUAGCUUCAACAACUCUAUAAAUGAUGGCAAAAUUCAUGACAUCAACAGAAUAGUGUCCUCUGGUGUUAUUUCUCCGAACAAUUUUGUACUAAGUCAAAGGGAGAAAUUUUGUGAUAAUUCGUCUUACUCGUCAAUAUUUCCACGCUCUUGAUACCUUCAAUUCCUCAACUGAGAAAUUUCAAUCGAAGUUGAGAGGUGAUUAAAUUUAUGUGAUUUUUGUAAUGCUUGUAUAAGCUUGUUGCUGUCAUUUCGUUAAAAUAGUUAAAAUAAUUGUGUACUUGCUGUUAAAAUAUUAAAGGUCUGAUAAUCUUUUUAAAAUAUUAAAAAGUUUAUGAAAAA